GGUCAUGUGGGGUUCGAUAGUCUUCCGGAUCAAUUGGUUAAUAAAAGCGUGCAAAAUGGCUUUGACUUUAACAUUUUAUGUAUCGGCGAGACGGGACUGGGCAAAUCCACAUUAAUGGAUACGUUGUUCAAUACAAGCUUCGAUUCACAGCCAACGGUGCAUACCCUGUCCAACGUAAAACUUAAGGCGCACACUUAUGAGCUGCAGGAGAGUAACGUAAAGUUAAGGUUAAGCCUUUGCGAUACCAUCGGUUAUGGCGAUCAGAUCAACAAGGAAAAUUCUCAUAAAGCACUAGUCGAUUAUGUGGAUGCCCAGUUCGAAUCGUAUCUGCAAGAGGAAUUAAAAAUUAAACGUUCAAUGGCUACAAACCACGAUAGCCGCAUUCACGUGUGCCUCUACUUUAUCUGCCCUACAGGUCAUGGUUUGAAGUCCCUAGAUCUGGUAUGCUUAAAACAACUGGACUCCAAACUUAAUAUAAUACCAGUAAUUGCAAAGGCCGAUACAAUAUCACAACCGGAACUGGAACGGUUUAAAGCCAAGAUUAUCGAUGAGUUGAAGCAACAUAAAGUCAGCAUAUAUCAGUUUCCUACUGACGAUAUAACAGUAGCAGAUACAAACGCUGCCAUGAAUACACAUAUACCUUUUGCUGUUGUGGGUAGCACAGAUUUUGUGAAGAUCGGUAGCAAGCAAAUGCGAGCUCGCCAAUACCCCUGGGGCAUAGUUCAAAUUGAAAACGAGGCUCACUGCGAUUUUGUCAAAUUACGCGAAAUGCUUAUUCGCACAAAUAUGGAGGAUUUGAGGGAGUUAACGCAUACACGCCACUACGAGCUAUAUAGACAGAAACGGCUAUUGCAGAUGGGCUUCGUAGAUGUCGAUAGCAAUAAUCAGCCGGUCUCUUUCCAGAAGAUUUUUGAGUCCAAACGCAGCAAUCACUUGGCCACCUUGCAAGCCAAGGAGGAGGAGGUUCGUCAAAUGUUUGUACAGCGCGUCAAGCAAAAGGAGAAUGAGCUUAAGGACAAUGAAAAAGAGUUACAUACCAAAUUUGACCGUCUAAAACGAGAACAUUUAGAAGAGAAGACCAAAUUAGAGGAAACUCGAAAAAUUCUGGACGAGCAAUACCAGGAGCUGCAGAAACGCAAACACCAAUGUUCUAACGGAAGCCAAUCGACUCUUACAUUGGGCAGAGGCAAGAAGAAAUAA
Molecule: messenger RNA, 1200 nt
Organism: Scaptodrosophila lebanonensis
Lineage: Eukaryota; Metazoa; Arthropoda; Insecta; Diptera; Drosophilidae
Product: septin-2
Exons: 1
Coding region: 115-1200 (361 amino acids)
Biological process (GO): cytoskeleton-dependent cytokinesis
Cellular component (GO): microtubule cytoskeleton; cell division site; septin ring
Molecular function (GO): GTPase activity; molecular adaptor activity; GTP binding
Source: RefSeq, a predicted model, not a curated record